AGUCAGAGCUAAAAGGAAGUCAAGAUGUCUGAGGGAAAGAAGAUGACCUCAAGCCGCAGGCAUCAUCUGAAGAGUUUGAUGCUUCAGAUUGCUGCUAACUGGCUGGCAGAGGAGGCCAAACAGAUUGAGGAGGCCAAGGAGGCGUACAUGGCCGAGCACUGCCCUGCCCCUGACUUCAGUGGAGACCAGGCUGCCCUCCAGGAGUUCUGCAAGAAGUUGCACCAGGCUCUGGACAAGAUCGAUGAGGAUAGAUAUGACACAGAGGCUAAAGUGACAAAGGCCGACAAAGAGAUUGAGGAGCUGAAGAUGAGAGUGAAAGAGUUGGCUGGAGUGAAGAAGCCCGCUUUGAAGAAAGUGCGCAUGUCUGCUGAUGCCAUGCUGCAGGCUCUGCUCGGAGGAAAACACAAGGUCACCAUGGAUCUGAGGUCCAACCUGAAGCAGGUCAAGAAGGAGGUCAAAGAGGAGAGCGCUGAGGCCGUGGGUGACUGGCGUAAGAACAUUGAAGACAAAGCUGACAGGAAGAAGAUGUUUGAGACUAGCUAA
Boleophthalmus pectinirostris (great blue-spotted mudskipper) is the source of this 543-nucleotide messenger RNA. RefSeq names its product troponin I, fast skeletal muscle-like. Gene Ontology annotation, biological process: muscle contraction. The coding region runs from base 25 to 543 and encodes 172 amino acids. Lineage: Eukaryota; Metazoa; Chordata; Actinopteri; Gobiiformes; Gobiidae. The transcript is spliced from 6 exons. Gene Ontology annotation, cellular component: troponin complex. The record is from RefSeq and is a predicted model, not a curated record.